ACAGCAAACAUCGAUAGUUCAAGCUUUUCCGUCGUGUCUACAAACCAAAAUAGUUAAUGAUAACACGAGUGCCUACAAUGGUGGCGAUAAGGAAUGAACAGCAGAUUUCAGUGCCCGAGUAUAUGAACGAGCAGUUCUUUGUGGAUACAUUGGAGGAGGGUCUGCGGGAAACCAAAGUGAAGCUCUAUGAAAUUAACUACGAAUGGGGCAGCAAUCCGGGAGAUAACUACUGUUCCGCCAUAUAUCGCGUGCAGCUGAGCUUUGCGCGUUGGAUAAAUGGCAAGGAGAGCAGCCAGAAAGAGCAAACAUCGAUUAUAGUCAAGACCAUACCGAUAGCAAAGGAAACACAGUUCUUGGAGGAUGUGAGCGUGUUCAUCAAGGAGAAGCAAACGUACACAGAUGUGCUGCCGCGCCUGGAGAUACUGACCGAGGGCGAUAAGUUUGGUGCCAAAUACUUUCACGCUAUAAAGACGCCCGUGCAGACAAUAGUCUUUGGAGAUUUGAAGCUGCAAGGCUUUCGCACAGCUUCACGCGAGGCAGGACUGGACUGGGAGCAUGCCUCAAUGAUAUUGCAGCAGCUGGGCAAGUUUCAUGCCACUUCCAUGGUGCUGGCUAAGAAGGAGCCCAGCAUUGUGCAACAAUAUCACAGCGGCAUGCUGAGCGAGGCGACUUUGCUGCAGAGCGAUGGCUUCAGCAACAUGUUCAAAGGCUUUCUCAAGGGUCUCAUCCAGGCUACAGCCAGAUGGCCUGGCUAUGCGCACAUCUCGCAGCACUUGCAGCGCUACAUGGACAACUUUCAGUCCGUUUGCAUGGCUGCAGCUCAGCGCAAGUCCAAUGAUCGCUAUAUUGUGUUGAAUCACGGCGACAUGUGGACCAACAACUUUAUGUAUGCCUAUGAAAAUAAAGCGCAGCCUGAGACGCCCACACGCGCCAUCUUUGUGGACUUUCAGCUUUGCUUCUACGGCAGUCCAGGCUGUGAUCUGAACUUCUUUCUGAACACCAGCGUUAAGCUGGAAUUGCUGCAAACGCGUCGUGCUGAGCUCAUCAAGGUUUACUACAAAGCCUUUAGUGAAGCGCUGGCGUAUGCGCGAUAUGAAUCGAUACCCAGCUAUGAGGAUUUGCUUUGGGAGCUGCGCAGUCGUGAGAUCUAUGGACUGUUCGCUCUGUUUGGCUUUCUGCCCGUGGUGACCAUGCCCAAGGAGCUCUCGGACGACAGCAGCAUCGAGUCGCUCAACGAUGAAGCGUUUAUGCAAAAGAAACUCGAUGCCGUCUAUUCACAAAAGUUUCUCAACGAUUAUCACAAAUGGGCGCUUAAACGCGCCGAUGAAUUGGGCGUAUUCAGUGAUUACUAACUGAACUUGACGACAGCAAUUUCAAUGUUACUAGUGCGCUGAUAAGCCUCAAACUUGUAGAUAAAUAUUAAUUAAUUUUAUUGUUAAAGAUUUAUAGAUACAAAGAUUUGCAAGCAUAACUGAGACACUUUAUGGU
Molecule: messenger RNA, 1488 nt
Organism: Drosophila busckii
Lineage: Eukaryota; Metazoa; Arthropoda; Insecta; Diptera; Drosophilidae
Product: CG9498
Exons: 3
Coding region: 57-1352 (431 amino acids)
Source: RefSeq, a predicted model, not a curated record